GGCGGCGGAGGCGGCGCCACCGGCACCGCGGGAGCGGCGCGGAGAGGCCUGGCCAGGCCUGCGCCUCCUUCUCGCUACUCUUCUUGCACCCUUUGCUUUCGGACAGUGGCGGAUUAGAAGACAACUCUGAAGAUGUUCAACAAGUCCUUUGGGACCCCCUUUGGGGGUAGCACUGGAUUUGGGACCUCUUCCACCUUUGGACAAAGUGCUGGCUUUGGUACCACCAGUGGGGGAGCCUUUGGCACCUCAGCCUUUGGCUCCAACAGCAACACAGGAGGCCUCUUUGGGACGACCCAGACUAAGCCAGGAGGAUUGUUUGGUUCCAGCACCUUCAGCCAGCCUGCCACCUCCUCCACCAGCACAGGCUUUGGCUUUGGCACUUCCACUGGCACCUCCACCAGCCUCUUUGGCACCACCAGCACUGGGGGAGGCCUCUUCUCCUCCCAGAACAAUGCCUUCACCCAGAACAAACCUGUUGGCUUUGGAAACUUUGGAACCAGCACCAGCAGUGGAGGCCUCUUUGGAACCACCAACACCACCUCCAACCCUUUUGGAAGCACUUCUGGGUCUCUCUUUGGGCCAACCAGCUUCACAGCAGCUCCUACUGGGACAACCAUCAAGUUCAAUCCCCCAACUGGCACUGACACCAUGGUCAAGUCUGGGGUGAGCACCAACAUCAACACCAAGCACCAGUGCAUCACAGCCAUGAAGGAGUACGAGAGCAAGUCCCUGGAGGAGCUUCGUUUGGAGGACUACCAGGCCAACAGGAAAGGUCCUUCCAACCCAGUUGGAGCAGGAGCAGCUGCUGGGCUCUUUGGAUCUUCCACAGCCACAUCCAGCACAGCCACAGGGCUCUUUGGCUCCUCCACCACCAACACAGGAUUCUCCUAUGGCCCCAACAAAACUGCCUUUGGCACCAGCACAACUGGCUUUGGGACAGGGACCACAGGAGGUCUCUUUGGCCAACCCUCCCAGACCUCCAGCUUGUUCAGCAAACCCUUUGGCCAACCAACCACGACCCAGAACACAGCUUUCUCCUUUGGGAACACCAGCCUGGGGCAGGCCAACACUAACACCAUGGGUCUCUUUGGGGUCACCCAACCUUCCCAGACUGGCAGCCUCUUUGGAAGCCCUGCAAACACCAAUGCUGGCACUGGCUUUGGCACUGGCACUGGGCUCUUUGGACAGGCCAGCACAGGCUUUGGGGUCGGUGGCUCGACCCUGUUUGGAAACAAACCAGCUGGAUUUGGAACCACCACCACCAGUGCUCCCUCCUUUGGCACCACCACUGGUGGAGGCCUCUUUGGUUUUGGUGCCAACACCACUGGGAACACUUUGUUUGGUAACAAGCCUGCAACAGGGACCCUGGGGACUGGCCUUGGGACUGGCUUUGGGACAGCUCUUGGAGCAGGCCAGACCUCCCUGUUUGGCAACACCCAACCCAAGCUGGGUGGAACCCUUGGGACAGGAGCAUUUGGAGCUCCAGGCUUCAACACUUCUACAGCAACCCUGGGCUUUGGAGCUCCUCAGCCUGCUGUGGCCCUGACAGACCCCAGUGCCUCUGCUGCCCAGCAGGCCCUGCUCCAGCAGCACCUCAACAGCUUGACCUAUUCCCCCUUUGGAGACUCUCCACUCUUCAGGAACCCCAUGGCAGACCCCAAGAAGAAGGAGGAGAGGCUGAAGCCGACCAACCCCGCAGCUCAGAAGGCUUUGACCACCCCGACCCACUACAAGCUGACUCCCCGGCCUGCCACCAGGGUGCGGCCCAAGGCCCUGCAGUCUGCAGGCUCAGCCAAGUCUCAGCUCUUUGAUGGCCUGGAUGAUGAUGAGCCUGCCCUCUCCAACGGGGCCUUCAUGCCCAAGAAGAGCAUCAAAAAGUUGGUGUUGAAGAACCUCAACAGCAGCAAACUCUUCUCCCCUGUCAGUCGUGAGAAUGAGGACCUGGCUUCUCCUUCAGAGUACCCAGAGAAUGGAGACAGGUUCUUCCUGUCGGUGCCCCCGGAGGAGAACCACCGAGCCGACGGGGAGCGAGAGGAGGAGGAGGAGCAGCAGCAGCAGGAGGUGACUCGCUUCUACACCAACCCCAUAGCCAAGCCCAUCCCUCAGAGCCCAGAGAGCUCUGCCCACAAGCACCACAACAACGUGGAUGACACCAUCGUGGCCCUCAACAUGAGGGCAGCCCUGAGGAAUGGGCUGGAGGGCAGCAGUGAAGAUGCCUCCUUCCAGGAGGAUUCCCUCCAGGACGAGCGGGAGGAGGAGCCAGAAGCCAUCCAGCACCCUCAUCCUGCUGGGAUCGUGCUGACCAGAGCCGGGUACUACACCAUCCCCUCUCUGGAGGAGCUCUCUGCCUACACCAACGAGCACAACGAGUGCGUGGUCAGCGACUUCACCAUCGGCCGCAGAGGUUAUGGAUCCAUCUACUUCGAGGGAGAAGUGAACCUGACCAACCUCAACCUGGACGAGAUCGUCCACAUCCGCCGCAAGGAGGUCAUCGUCUACCCUGACGAUGAGAAGAAGCCUCCCAUUGGGGAGGGUCUGAACAGACGUGCUGAGGUCACCCUGGAUGGUGUGUGGCCCACAGAUAAGACCUCCAGGUGCCUGAUCAAGAGCCCAGAACGCUUGGUGGAGAUGAACUAUGAGGGCAGGCUGGAGUCGGUGUCCCGCAAGCAGGGAGCUCGCUUCAAGGAGUAUCGCCCAGAGACAGGCUCCUGGGUCUUCAAGGUUGCUCACUUCUCCAAGUAUGGCCUGCAGGACUCAGAUGAGGAUGAGGAAGAUAACUCUUCCAAGGUGGACACCAAGAAGCUCAAAACCACUCCCAUGCCACCUCCAGGACUUCUCCCACCCCAACAAAUGACCCUCAAUGGCAAACCAACCCCUCCAGCUCAGAGCCCAGAGGUGGAGCAGCUGGGCAGGGUGGUGGAGCUGGACAGUGACAUGGCAGACAUCACCCAGGAGCCUGCCCAGGAGCCUGCUGGAGAAGACAACCUGGCUGAGGAGCAGGAGGUGCUUCCUGCUUCCACCCACAUCGCCUCCACCCUGGGGGUCAACCCCUACGCCCUCCAGAUCAUGAAAGCAUCACUGCUGGCUGAUGAAGAUGACCUUGAUUGGAUCCUGGAUCGUCAUCACCUUGGGAAGCCACCUCUCAAGAUGGACACUUCCCAGGAGAUCUGUUCUCCCAGGCUUCCUAUCUCCAGGUCCCAAGGCCAGAAGAGAUACUCAGUGGGUGGCCUCCUGCAGUCCAAAUUUGCCAGCCUCCUGCACUCCCCAGCUGCUGCUCCUCAAGCUUUCAAGGCCCUGAAGACACCCAGCAGUCCUCCUCCUCCUCCUGCCCCCUUUCCCAGCAGCCUCUGGGCAGCAGCUCCCGCCUCCCCCUUGGCCGCCCCCUUGGCGCUGCCGCCGGGGCCGCCCGAGGCGCAGGUGAAGAGCGUGGGGGUGAGGAGGCAGCAGGGCCUGGUGCCCCUGGAGAUGUCCAUCACCUACGGCAAGGGCAGGCUGCUGAUGGACAUGGGGCUCUUCAUGGGGCGCUCCUUCCGCGUGGGCUGGGCGCCCGACUGGACCCUGGCGCACUGCGGGGAGCCGCUGAGCGGCGCGGCCGGCGGAGAGGAUCCCGCGCGCGGGGCUCCGGACCGCGGCUUCCCGCCGCCCCCUCUGCCUGCCAGACCGCUCUCAGAAUCACCUUUCAAGGUGCACCUGGAGAAGCUGAGCUUAGGCCAGCAGAAGGUGGACAGAGCCCAGCAGCUGUACCUCACCCCCCUGGAGAUCCAGCUGAGGCACAGCACUGUCCACAUGGAUGAGAACUGUCCUCUCCUGGCUCCCAACCCAGGGGUUGCUGCUGUCCAUGACUAUGCCAGCUGGGUCAGGAAGGCCUCUGAGGACCCUGCUGGGGCAGAAGCUGUUGUGAAGCAUUGGUGCUUGACCUGGACUUUAUGUGAAGCUCUCUGGGGCAACCUGAAGGAGCUGGAGGCCAGCUUGGAGGAGCCCAAGGAGUACAGCCUGGCCCUGCAGAGGAGAAAAGCCUUCUCCAGGUGGCUGUCGGAGACAGCUGCUGGCCGCAUCCAGCAGGAGGUCUCCUUGGCUCACCACAGCCACCACCUGGAGGCUGUCUUCAGCUACCUGACUGGCAAGAGGGUUGGGGAGGCCUGCAGGGUGGCCCAGCAGGCAGGUGACCACAGGCUGGCUCUGCUCCUCUCCCAGUUGGCUGGAAGCCAACCUGUGAGGGACCUCCUGACCAUGCAGCUGGUGGACUGGCACAGGCUGCAGGCUGAUGCCUUCAUCCAGGAGGAGAGGCUGAGGAUCUUUGCUCUCCUGGCUGGGAAGCCUGUCUGGCAGCUGUCAGAGAGGAUCAGCAUCAACGUCUGCUCGCAGCUGGACUGGAAGCGCUGCGUCGCCGUCCACCUCUGGUACCUCCUCCCUCCCACAGCCUCCAUCUCUGCUGCCCUGGAGAUGUAUGAGGAAGCAUUUCAGAACACCCCAGCCAAUGAAAAAUAUGCCUGCUGCCCCCUGCCUCCAUACCUGGAGGACUCUGGUUGUGUCCUAGAAGAUGAAGAUCAGGGAGGAAGACCUCUGAGAGAUGUUUCCUUCCACCUAUUGAAGCUCUACAGUGACAGGCACUACGACCUCGAGCAGCUGCUGGACCCCCGGAGUGUGACCUCAGACCCCCUGGACUACCGCCUCAGCUGGCACCUCUGGGUGGUCCUCAGAGCCCUCAACUUCUCCCACCUGUCCCAGCAGGGCCAGGGGGUGUUGAGUGCAGGCUAUGCUGCCCAGCUGGAGAGCCAAGGUCUCUGGCACUGGGCCAUCUUCAUCCUCCUCCACCAGCCUGACACCAACCUGAGGGAGAAGGCUGUGAGGGAGCUGCUCAGCCGCCACUGCCAGCUGCAGGAGAGCUCAGAGGCCUGGGCCCAGGAGACCUUCCUGACUCAGAGGCUCUGUGUGCCCCCAGCCUGGAUCCACGAGGCCAAAGCAGUCAGGGCCAGGAUGGAAGGGGACAAGCACAAGGAAGCCUUCUUCCUCUUCAAGGCUGGGCACUGGAACCAGUGCCACAAGCUGGUGGUCAGGUACCUGGCUUCAGAUGCCAUCAUCAAUGAGAACUACAAGUACCUGAAGGGCUUCCUGGAGGAUCUGGCCCCAGCAGAGAGGAGUUCCCUGAUCCAGGACUGGGAGGUGGCAGGGUUGGUCUACCUGGACUACAUCCAUGUCAUGGAGAUGGUGGAGAGGAUCCAGCAGCUGGAGUGCUCCACCUACGAGCUGGAGAGGCUGCACACCAAGGUGACCUCGCUCUGCAGCAGGGUGGAGCAGCUGCAGUGCCACGGCGCCAAGGACCGCCUGGCACAGUCAGAGAUGGCCAAGCGCAUUGCCAACCUCCUGCGAGCCGUCCUCAGCCUCCAGCAGCUGCCUGAAGCCCCUCCUGAGCCCCCAGCAGAGCUGCAGAAGGUGCCCCUGGGGCUGCUGGCCCCGCACCUGGGCCGCCUGCCCAUGCCCGAGGACUACGCCCUGGAGGAGCUCCGCGGCCUCACCCAGGCCUACCUGAGGGAGCUGACUCUAUUGACUCACUGAGGGCAGGAGGAGGACCCUUUCCACCCAUGGACAUCGUCCUCAUCAGCCUCACCCUCUUGGCUCCGCCUUGCCCUGCCUUCUGAGGGGUUUCCAACCUCUUCCUGG
This is a messenger RNA of Dryobates pubescens (Downy woodpecker), 5661 nucleotides long. RefSeq names its product nucleoporin 98 and 96 precursor (gene NUP98). Gene Ontology annotation, cellular component: nuclear pore; nuclear pore cytoplasmic filaments. Gene Ontology annotation, molecular function: structural constituent of nuclear pore. The record is from RefSeq and is a predicted model, not a curated record. The coding region runs from base 133 to 5556 and encodes 1807 amino acids. NCBI's taxonomy places the organism in Eukaryota, Metazoa, Chordata, Aves, Piciformes, Picidae. Gene Ontology annotation, biological process: protein import into nucleus; RNA export from nucleus; post-transcriptional tethering of RNA polymerase II gene DNA at nuclear periphery. The transcript is spliced from 33 exons.